AUGACUUCCAAGCUGGCUGUGGCUCUCUUGGUAACCUGCCUACUUUCUGCAACUCUCUGUGAAGCUGCAGUUCUGGCAAGGAUKGGCACAGAACUUCGAUGCCAGUGCAUAAAAACUCAUUCCACACCUUUCCACCCCAAAUACAUCAAAGAACUGAGAGUGAUUGAGAGUGGACCCCACUGUGCCAAUUCAGAAAUCAUUGUCAAGCUUGUUGAUGGAAGAGAGCUUUGCCUGAACCCCAAGGAAAAAUGGGUGCAGAAGGUUGUGGAGAUAUUUUUGAAGAGGGCUGAGAAUGAAGAUCCAUGA
Urocitellus parryii (Arctic ground squirrel) is the source of this 306-nucleotide messenger RNA. It is a transcript of the gene Cxcl8, whose product is annotated as C-X-C motif chemokine ligand 8. NCBI's taxonomy places the organism in Eukaryota, Metazoa, Chordata, Mammalia, Rodentia, Sciuridae. Gene Ontology annotation, biological process: immune response; defense response; chemotaxis. The record is from RefSeq and is a predicted model, not a curated record. Gene Ontology annotation, cellular component: extracellular region. Gene Ontology annotation, molecular function: chemokine activity.